GGUGGCCUCUGCUUAAAGGGGCAGACAUUUUGUUUUUUGAUGACCGUAUUCUUUCCGUCAGUGCUGUGAAUGAUGUUCCCAAACGAUUUCGUGAAAAUUUCUCUCAACAAAAGCGAGUAACGAUAAAACGAACUAGGCUGGUUAUUCGCAAAUCUGAGCAAAUCACAAAGGAAGACGCAAUUAAAGCAAUAACGAGGCAGGCCGAAAUCAUACGGCACACUUGAGCUCUGUGGGAAAGCAGUGCUUAUACUAGAAAUUACCCAAACACAGUGAAGACCGUCUAUACCACACCAGCAGAAUGGGCAAUCGUGAUGAUGAAUAUGAUUAUUUAUUCAAAGUUGUGUUGAUUGGAGACUCGGGUGUCGGAAAAAGUAACCUGUUAUCGAGAUUCACUAGGAAUGAGUUUAAUCUUGAAUCUAAAUCAACAAUAGGUGUGGAAUUUGCUACGAGAAGUAUAGAGGUGGACGGUAAAACCAUUAAAGCCCAGAUAUGGGAUACUGCUGGACAGGAGCGCUAUCGUGCGAUAACUUCGGCGUACUAUCGCGGUGCAGUAGGUGCUUUGCUCGUGUACGAUAUUGCGAAGCAUUUGACCUAUGAGAAUGUUGAACGAUGGCUGCGAGAGCUACGCGAUCAUGCUGACCAGAAUAUCGUCAUCAUGCUCGUCGGAAACAAGAGUGAUUUACGGCAUCUCCGUGCCGUACCCACGGAUGAAGCGAAGGGUUUCGCAGAGCGCAACGGACUCAGCUUCAUUGAAACGUCGGCAUUGGACUCAACCAAUGUCGAAACAGCAUUCCAAAAUAUACUCACAGAGAUCUACCGAAUUGUAUCGCAAAAGCAAAUUCGGGAUCCACCAGAAGGCAGUGUGAUUAGACCGAACUUGGAAAACAUCGACGUGAAGCCGACCAAUCCGACGACUGAUUCCGUGCGAAAACAAUGCUGCCAGUGACCGCCGCAAGCAGAAGAGACGUCCGUUCAUGAUGCUGUGUAUUCAGUAAUAACAUCAUCCAGCACUACUAUUACUACUACAACUACAGAUAGUACUGCAAGCACUACUACUGCUACCGCCAACACGGUUACUGCAUCUAAUAUUACAGAAAAAGCUAAAAUUAAAUACAAUAUUGCUCCAAAUGAAACUAUUACUACUACCACAACUACUACUACUACCACCACCACCACCACCACGAACGCCACUACAAGGAGGGUAACAAUGGUCGGCACCAUGCGUAAUGACGUUAUUUCAAAAGAUGAUCGCUUCAUGUUGGACACUACCACCAAUAUCCGGGAAAAGGAGCCAUCCACAUUUGAUGGUAAUUAUAAUGCUGGUGGAAUGCUUCUAAUCUGAAGCAUUUUGUUUGGAUGUCAGACGGCAAAUAUCCUGAAGCAUUCCCCUUCCUUUGCAAAAACGGUGCAAAAUGAAAGUGUAUUACACUUUAGAGCAUUUUAUAGCGAUGAUUUCUUAUUGCAGCAAUACGGAAAAAAAGGAAAUAAUUUUUGUGCGUUUGCUUUGUUCUACUUAAUCUUUUUUUUUUCUUUAGAAAACACAAAAAGUUUAAUUGUCUUUGAAUUUGGAGCUUUUGUCGAAGAGUAAACAACCUCUAGUGCUUUUUAUUCCAUAGAUGCGACGAUGUGAAUUGUAGAGCUAUGCCAAACCACGGUGGACAAUUUAUUUACUGUUGCACUCAAGGGUGUUUUACACAUUUCAAAUAGCAUGAAUGGUGAAAAUCCGCUUGCGCACUUUGGAGCGGUUUUGUAAUAAGAACAAAAAGAGAAUAUGCUAGUGAUGAUUUUUAAUAUCUCUCUUUUGCAACAAACAAAAGAGAUAAAUUAUGGAAAUGAACACGAAAUAACAAUAGAGAAAUGUUUUCCUAAAAUAUUGAUCAAUUGUAUAAAAUCAUGUAGAUCAUGUAUAAGGGAAUCAAAUACAUAUUUCAAUAGAACACCGGGAAAUAUAUAACAUUAUAUAAUAACUCUAGUGAGUGAGUGUCAGUCCCUUUCAUGCCCAGAGGAAAUUCAGCAGUGGUGCUUCCACCAGAAAGGAAACCAUUUCAUAACUCCCUUCAGCAAAUUGAAUCUGGGCGAGUGUCUACUACGAAAUUGGAGAGGUAGAAUCGUGCUCUAUUCAGCAUUAACGAAAGAUGUUCCAGUAUAUUGUUUCGAAGCGUUGUUUUUUUCAACAACCUUUGCUGAUAGGUGGUUUGUUAUUGAUGUUAUAAACAUCGGACAUAACUCGCGGCUUCGUUAAGCGGCUUAUCGUACAAUGUACAUCUCUACGCUUUUCAUGUGCACCAACGAUCACAAUCGAUAGUGAAAAUUCAGUCCUGAAAAGAAUAACAAUUGGCGGCAAAUGUGCGGUACAUAGUUGAUGGCAAAAUGAGGAAGCUUUGUUGUGUGAUGGCUUGAAAAAUCAAAACAAAUAAGUAAAAGAUGUGUUUUAAUGUAAGGGAAAUAUCACUAGAUAAUGUUUUGUUUUCAUUCAAAGUUCAAAAUAAAGAGGAUGGAAUAACGGAUGAAAUUGAAGAAGCGUGAGCAUAUUGUGAUAUUGUUCAAUGUCGCAAUUUAUUGUUGCUUUCCGUUCUAUAAUACUUUCCCUGAUUGAUGCCUAAAACCUUAAGGAAGUUGUAAUUCGUAAUAUAUCUACAUAUUGGUAAGUAGAGUGCUGGCGGGUGUGCAAGGAUUCGAAGUAAAACAAUAGAAUCAAUUAGAGUUAUCACCAUGCGUAAUAAUACGGGCAUCAAUGAACAGUAAAAUUUCAUAAAUUAUUUAAAGAAAAACGUAUGUAGCCCAGCCAGUGCAAUUGAAUCCGAAUUGUAAAACAAUGAAGAGAAAUAGAAUUUAAAUAGCUUGCAAAUGGUAGAAGCAAACACAUCACAAACGAUUAUACAAUUUUAAUGCACCCGUUUGUAAAUGUCUGCAUAGAAAGGAAUAUAACAUUGAAUUAUAAUCCACCAAAUUUGAGCAAAAUGAAAUACAAUCUUUAUCUGUUCGCACAUAGUGGAGACAGUAAUGAGCGGAAAUAUUGUUAUGCACUCCAAAAGGAGAUCAGCAUGAGACGUCUAGCAACGAAUACAGCCACUGCACACGGGGUAAUGGAUGUAAGUAAGUAAAAGGAAUAGAUAGAUAUACGAAGUAGUUGGUCUCGGUGGGCGAUUUAUUUUGCCAUUGACAUCGUUUAACAGCAAAAACCCGAAAAUCAUUGUAGCUAUAGUGCAGAAAACAGAAGAAUCAUCUUACGAAAAAACAUUAUACUUUAUUAUGUUUAAUGCUCAUCGAGUUUGAAAUGAUAAUUAAAGAAGUUAUGAUAUUACUGGUGUCCGCAGAAGUUACGUCACUUGUUUUAGUCAUGCAUAUUCCAUAGUAAGGAAAAUGUAAAAUCUGUCUGAUAAAAUCGGAUAGUUCCAUCAUUCGUUGAGUCCAACUUGCUUCAGUUGAAUAAAUAAAUAGUAAAAUAAAAUAUGUUUUAAACCCGCACAAUGUUCACUU
Molecule: messenger RNA, 3480 nt
Organism: Anopheles moucheti
Lineage: Eukaryota; Metazoa; Arthropoda; Insecta; Diptera; Culicidae
Gene: Rab11
Product: ras-related protein Rab-11A
Exons: 5
Coding region: 299-946 (215 amino acids)
Biological process (GO): exocytosis
Cellular component (GO): recycling endosome
Molecular function (GO): GTP binding; GTPase activity
Source: RefSeq, a predicted model, not a curated record